Messenger RNA from Hermetia illucens (black soldier fly), 3412 nucleotides. RefSeq lists its product as uncharacterized. Gene Ontology annotation, cellular component: cell periphery. Lineage: Eukaryota; Metazoa; Arthropoda; Insecta; Diptera; Stratiomyidae. The record is from RefSeq and is a predicted model, not a curated record. The coding region runs from base 138 to 3320 and encodes 1060 amino acids. The transcript has 10 exons.
AAAUUUUUGGUUUCGUGUAAACGUAAGGAAUUUCGGAUUUCUUGGGAAAGUGCAUUAGCGAGAGGUUUCUUUGUUUCCAAUCGAUAGCGGAAUGGAAGCGGUCCUGCUUUAGACUCGGUUAACUCGUACUUCAAGUUAUGACUUUUAUUACAACUGUUUUGAUGUUUGCCGCUGCCUUGAUAAAUUUUCCGACACACGCCAACAGUGUAAAGUUGAAAUGGAGUUUUCAUAAACAAUUUCAUUGUUUAGCAUUUAUUUUACAUUUAAUUGACUUAGUGUGUGCUGUUCCAUUUAGCAUUAUCCUUCCCAAUGCAUACUCAGCUCUAGAUGGUGAUCUUUACAUUCAAGUGCUUCAAAAUAAUUCUGCGCUUUCAUCAGAUUCGCGCUAUUUGAAUCUAUUUCGGUUGAACGAUAGCGAAAAGCAUUUCAUAAAACGAAUCAAACUAGCUCCCGACAUUCAACGUCAGAACAUUACACAUAUCACGGUUGGAUGCCAUUAUUUCCUCUACGGAGGAAAGUACCAAGUGCAAAUAGUAGACGAAACUGAUGAUAUCAACAGUACUCAGGAAUUGAACUCAUUUAAAAAUUUCGAAGUGGCGUGGCCCGCCCUUAAGAUGAAUAUAAGCUCGAAUCUCACUCCCACCUACCCAGAUGAACCCGUGCAGGUGGAGUUAACGUUCGCCGCGGGCAAGUGCCGAAGAAGGAACUUUGCGAAGGCUGACAGGCCUGAAUAUUGGUUGGAAGUUCUAUACUGCGGGCAGGACUCCACAUGCAGUACAAACAAGACGAACACCCACAUGCUGUAUACAGAACAGGUGAAGCAUUUUCAAAGUAAAAACCUCUUCAAUUUGAGCUGUGAUCUGUUUGGCUUCGCGGGCCAAUACGCAAUACAACUUAGACCAAUCUCACCCCUUAAGACAAUACUGGCGCAAACUUUCGUCCAUGCCGAUUGGAAUGACAAAUUUGUGUUUAACGUUCGUGAAAGGAGCGUAUUCCCAUGCGACCCCCACAUCGGCAUAGGGGUACUUUUCGAAUAUCCCUCGUGUAUUGAAAACCAAAUUAGAGACAGGAUACGCAUUUUUGGACGGCUACGGGCGGAUAUUGCAUCUUUGAAGCCACCCACUACCCUUGAAUACGUAACAGAGAGACGAAUAGAAGAAAAUAAGCACUCAAUGUACUUCGAGUGUGAUUUAUUUUCCGAGAGGUUCGUUGAAUAUUGCUUCACUUAUGUGACACAGGCGAUAUUCGGUGCAGUAGCAGAGAUUCGGGUUGACUGUGUUCCUACGUUGCCUAUAAGUGAUACGGACAGUGGUGGAUGGGGACCAUGGAGUGACUGGACGCCAUGCUCGACUACAUGCAGUGGUGGGAAAAGACAUCGGUAUCGAUUCUGCGACUCGCCACCACCACGCUAUGGAGCCAAAUUUUGUCAGGGAUCUACCGUGGAAACCCAAGAUUGCGGUCUAAAUUUAACAGACUCAUGGGAAUGUCUAUAUGGAUCUACAAAUAUUCAAGUAAUAGAUGCAUCCGGGAACAACUCUGUAAGUUUUGAUGGUGCAGCAGUGGCGAAAUGUCAGUGCGGGUGUUUAUCGCAGUUCUCGUCAGCAAACGAAAUAAAGGUCUUUGCGUCAUCUACGAAAAGCUGCCAGGAUAACAGACUAUUUUGGCUAAUAAAGGCGAAUUCUAGGCAACGAAUUCAAGUGGUUAUGGAUUUUGUCGCCCUAUCAUGCCCAACGCAAUAUAUCAGAAUAAGGGACGGGAAUUCAAUAACAUCUGAACUCAUAGCUGAGUUUAUAGGAAAAACGAAGAAUAAAACACAAGUUAUUAGUUCAACGGGUGCAAUAUUGUUAAUAGAAUUCUUCUCAGAUCCUGAAGCUGCGAAGAGCCCGUUAUGUAAUGGUCGAUUCCUUGCACGUUCUAUUCAGAUAGGGCUUGAAAAUGAUACAGGCUUACAAGGAGCCGGCGCCAUACAUGAUAAUGUGCAACAAAUGGAACAGCUCACUCUAGCUCAUUUAAUAUCCUUUAUUUUUGCGGCUUUCAUCAUAACACUAAGUGUGAUUUUAGGUAUCCACUAUAUAAUCAGAUAUCGAAAGUAUCAGAUGGCUGAAAGCAUAGAGUAUUAUUCACCUGCGCACACACCGCAUAUGUCAAUUAGAUCUCUUCCAAACACCGAAGAUGCCUCACCUCCAUCUCGUGCAAUCUCUACCACAACCCUUAUCUCUGAGGUCGUAUAUCUCGUAAAAUUGCGAAGGAAGACGGACGUAAAGCAUUCAAUCCUCCGAGAAAGCACAAUUUCUGAGAAAUCCCAAAACUUUUCCGACAAAAACUCGCAGGAAAAGCAGCAUACCAAUAGCAUGAACUCAGGAAGUUCUUACAGCACUCAAACGAUAUAUAAGGUCGUUAGUCCGACAAGCAACAAAGCCGAUUCUAGCAGUGUAACUUCGUAUCCUUGUUACGACAGCAAAUCCGCUAAAAUUGAGAACAAAGGGCCGAGCGAUGCAUUUAUGCGGAAACAAUCGUUUCCUUGCGAGAGCAAAGUGAGCUGUGAUGAAAAGGAGAGCUUGAGUGUGCUAGACUCCAGUAAGGACUUAACGGAGUACAAUUCGGAUAUUUCAAUACAAAUGAAGCACAACCAAGCUGACUGUGCGUCAAGUGCGGGCAGCAACAUCACAUUAACAAGCGGGUGCUAUUCAGCCGCAGCCGGAGCUGUAAACACAGCAACUAUUCGAGCAACAAAUCAAAAAGAAUGCAAAGAAAAACAGAAUCUACAGAAGCUUCUCUCACGACCGCAGUCUGAGUUCUCCUUGGGUAAUCCCGAAGAUUUUGAACUUGAUUAUUAUGAUUAUAACGUUUUAAAUGCUGCCACCGUACCAGGCUCCUAUCUGGGCAUGGACCCGGCGUACCUGGUGUGGAUACCUCCGCUUGAAGAAGAAAGCGCAUUCAAUGAAAACCGCGAAACGCCAACGGAAGACAUCCUUCCAAGGCAUGACUUCGUAGACCCAGGUAGCAACAAGGAGUCGCCAUCAUCUCUUAACGAGAUAGCCUUGUCACCCACCCCAUCGCUAGUAGCUACUCAAAAACGUAUCGAAAUCGCGUGCCAUAUAACGAAAAAUCUCUACCAAGGAGUCGUGGGAGACGAGGAGGGAAGCCCAAAGGUUACACCACGUAGGAACUGCAACCUUUUGAAUAAACUUGCAAUUAAACUCAGGAGUGGGGAUGACGAAGAAAGUGAAGAGAAGGAGACGACAGUAACCAAGUCACCGUCGUGUAAGGAUCUUCAUAGUUUUUAUGAUUCCGAAGAUAUACAGUUCGUAGAUGACUGAUUCUAGGCAAUUAUGAGAAAAUGCAAAAUUAUGCUUAAGGAAAUCUUGUUGUAAAUAGAAUUUUCAUUAAAAUUUUACACUAUUUUAAAAAA